AUGGAAUCUACCCACGAAAAUAAAAAAGAUAAAAAUACUGAGAAACCUAUUAAAGCUUCAAGAGUCAGAUGGACUGAACCUGCUAUUAAAGCUUUAUUGUCUUUUCUUCUUGAACAUAAAGAAAAGCUUGAAGAUUUAAAGUAUAAACGUGAUGCUACAUCUAAUCCAAAGAGUGUUCAAUUGUGGAAAGAUGCUGAAGCUUUUUUUUUGACUUUUGAAUUUGAACAAUCUUAUAGUGUUGUUCAAAUUGCUAACAAGUGGAAGAAUUUAGUAGAUAAUUAUAAGUCGCAACUUGCAGCUUCAAAAAAAAGUGGUGGACCUCCCAUUGUUAUUCAAUAUAAAGAAGAGAUUGAGGCAAUUUUGAAUAAGUAUAGGCCUACAUUAAAUCCAAAAUCUUAUGAUUUGCCUCAAUUUUCUUCAAAUUUCAUGUACUUGCAAAGAAAUUUACAAACAUCUUUACCAUCUUUUGCACAAUUGGAUGAUUCUGAAUAUAAAAAUGAUAGAAAUGAUAGCUCAUGCACCCAAUAAUAAAUAAUGUAAUUCUUUUAAAUGUUUUAUGAAAUAAAUUGGAAAAUAUAUGUUUGUAACAAUUUUUUUAAUUCAUUGAUUUAUUACUUAAUUAUUAUUUGUAUUUAAAUAUCUCCUCUGAUGAUUAUUCCAUAAUAAAUCACAUAUUGCAUUUCUUAUAGCAUUACCUUCUGAUGUUUCAUUAACAUUUGUUUCACUAUUUACAUCAGUUCCUGUAUCAUGAUAUUGUUCUUCUGGUUGUAAAAAAUCGCGUCUUUCUUCACAAAUAUUAUGGAGUAUACAACAAGUAGUUAUUAUAUGUGGUAUUAUUUCAAAUGAAACUUCUAAACUAUGAAGAAGACA
Rhizophagus irregularis DAOM 181602=DAOM 197198 is the source of this 870-nucleotide messenger RNA. Lineage: Eukaryota; Fungi; Glomeromycota; Glomeromycetes; Glomerales; Glomeraceae. The record is from RefSeq and is a predicted model, not a curated record.